This is a messenger RNA of Penicillium olsonii, 837 nucleotides long. NCBI's taxonomy places the organism in Eukaryota, Fungi, Ascomycota, Eurotiomycetes, Eurotiales, Aspergillaceae. The record is from the annotation of a GenBank genome assembly.
AUGAUGCUCAUUGGCGAAGAUCCGCGCAAGCACAUAGCAAAUUACAGUCGGGACUUCGAGAAAACCUUCAUAGAGCUUCUUCGCACUACACAUGGUACCAAGUCAAUCAACGCGAACCACUUUUACCAACAAAUUGUCUCCGAUAAGGAACAUAUUCACAUGAACAGUACGCAAUGGAAGAGCUUGUCACAAUUCGUCGCGCAUCUAGGAAGAGAAGGCAAAUGCCGGGUGGAAGAUACCGAGAAGGGCUUGUUCAUUGCUUGGAUCGAUAAUAGCCCGGAAACACUACGUCGCCGGGAAGCGGUCUUGAAAAAGGAACGCCAGGAAAAGGGCGACGAAGAACGAGAACAGCGUCAGAUUAAGGAUCAGAUCAAACGGGCCGCUGCACUAGCCAAGCCAGAAGAGGAAGAUCCCGAGGAAAAACUGCUGCAGCGCAAGGAAGGCGAAAAGAUGAAGUUGGACUUCCAUGGACUUGGCGCGAAAAAGACCGAGCCAAAGCCUGACUCGGCUACAACUACGACGACUACAGCACCGGGGGCGGCUGAAGUCACGAAAUCCCCCGAAUCAACUGAUGUUCCAGCUGAGGCUACUGACUCCCCUGCGGCCUCUGCCCCGGCACCUGUCAAACUUUCAAUGUCAAUGGGGCCCCAGAAGCCCAAGAAUGUUUUCGCCGCGGCUAAGAAGAAUCCUCUGGCUGGGAAGAAGGGCUCUGUUCUUGCACCCCCGAAGAAAAUGACUGAACAGGAACGCAUCAUGAAAGCCGAAAUGGAGGCGAUGGAGCGGAAGCGUUCUCGCCCGGAAUCUGGGUUUAUGAACAAACGUCCAAAGAUGGCUUGA